AUGAACGUUGUUGGGAAGACAAAGUUGCGUAGCAAAACCGGCUGUCUCACAUGCCGGCGGCGCCGGAAGAAGUGUGACGAAAAGCUGCCUAUAUGCGUGAAUUGUAUAUCCUCUCACCGUCAUUGCCAGUGGCCAACAUUUGCAGAUCUCUAUGAUCGCAGAUACGCAUCUCAUUCAGAAUCGCGUUAUCGAGAUAAUCUAUCCAAACCUCAAGAAUCUUCAUCGGACCACGAUGGCCUGCAUGAAGAAUGCCGUUCUUGUCGCUCUUCUCAUGGCCAACAUAACCCAUUCUUAUUAGAUGCCGGGGUUUCCAGCUCUGCGGUUGCUCAACGAGUGCUCUCGCAAGAAUUGGACUGUCAUAUCUCUCGCCACUUUGUGAAGAAAUUCUACUCUCUUCUAUUAUUGCCUUACUGCCACACUCAAUAUCACGAUGGCUGGCUGUCCGAGUUAAGACAGGCAAUGGAUACUCACAAAAGCCUCUACUAUUCUAUUCUGGCCUGCGCUGCAUCUCAUAUGUCGAUAAUUGAUGCCUCUUCUAAUAUGAAAUACAUCGCGCUGGCUUAUUACACGAAUUCUGUCCGAGAGCUUGCAAGCCUUCUUUCCACCAUCUCGCAAGAUGUUAAAAAUGACGGGCUACUAAUGACCAUCAUGAUGCUAUCUCUUCAUGGAUUGGCGAGCUGGGACACUAAUCGUGAUGUUCCGCAACAUAUCCAGGCAGGAAUUCGGCUUCUGACACUUCAUGUGUUAAACAAGCCUAUGGGAGUUUCUCGACUCUUUGAUAGGUCAUCGCUUGAGAGCGUCAUGUACGCAGUAUUCAUUCACACGGCCGGUCUUUGGUCAGAUUCGACUAGCUCUGAGUUCAUAUUCGAUAACGUCUUUUGGUGUCGAGCGGAACAAGUUUUGGGGCAGACCAGUUUCUUCCCGGAAAAAUCAGGGAGCUCAGACAGCCCCGUCCUCGGUGUUCCUGUUUCUCUCUUUCGGAUUGCUUUGUCCCUCCGGGAUGUUUUUCGUACAGGGAUACUACCCGAAAUCUCGGAGCUUGAAGGCUUACAAAACGACGUAGCCGAUUGGGAAGGACUGCUGCUUGAAGACCAAAAUCUUCUGAGUUAUCUUCCGGGCGACCCACAAGGACGUGACUUCCAGGAACAUUAUCAUCAGACUGCGGUUCACCUCUUUACCCUAAUCACGUCGCUGCUACUUGGUCAAGUUCUUCGGAGAAGUGUAUUGGCUGGACUCCCACAGACCAUUCCACGGGAGAGUUGGCAGAUGAAACUAGCAAUUCAGAUUCUCGAGAAGUACGCAAACGACAGAGUAUGGGCUAAAUGCUUCAUCGUGCAGUGGCCGAUAUACACGCUAGGAGUGCUGAUGGACUUGCCCGAAGACCGGCAGCUCAUCCGCAAGCAGCUCCAGCAAACUUGUGAUGUCACCAGCUUUGCACAAGUUGCGCGGUAUGGCUACGAUUUGGAGACCAUCUGGACAACUCGAGAAGAGGCGGCACUUAUGAAUAUAGAGCAAGAGGCAGAUGGGGGCUUGGAUGUAUUAUUUUAA
Clonostachys byssicola is the source of this 1548-nucleotide messenger RNA. The record is from the annotation of a GenBank genome assembly. NCBI's taxonomy places the organism in Eukaryota, Fungi, Ascomycota, Sordariomycetes, Hypocreales, Bionectriaceae.